AUUCUUAGAGAAGGUUCAAGUGCAGAAAACUCACUUCUAAAGCUCAUUCUCGUCCGAUUUGUGUCCAGAAGCAAGCAUGCUACACCGUUCAAAACCAGCAGGCGUUACUAUCUAUUUGAACGAGAGAGAAUGGGGCAAGUAUGUGUGUUUUAAAAAAGAGUGAAAAAAUCAGCUUCUUGAGCAGAUAAGUAACAAUUUUAGAACUUCGUAGCCCACGAUUUACUACAGUGAAUGAGUCUACACAUAUUGGACGUUUUCGAGUCGUUUGUGUUGUUUUAAAUAGUUAUCGUGAGCUUGGGCUUCCUGUGGUUGAUACUUUCCGCAAUGGCUGAGGAAUACGACAAGUCGUUGGAAACCACGAAAAGAAUAUUCGAUCUUUAUCGAAAAUACGGGGGUGAAGACUACAUUGGCGAACCAUUGUCACAAACAGAGCAUAUGAUACAAUGUGCUAUGCUUGCAGAGAAGGAAGACUUUAGUGAUGAGGUGAUUUUAGGAGCGUUAUUUCAUGACAUUGGACAUCUGAUCGGUUUUGAGGAACAAUCACCGCAGAUGGGAGAGUAUGGAACUGAAAAACAUGAAAUAAUUGGCGAGAAGUUUUUGUCUGACUUAGGAUUCCCUGAAUCGGUGACAAAGAUGGUGGGAGGACAUGUUGAUGCUAAGCGUUAUUUGGUUUAUAAAUAUGAAGAUUUUUACGAAAAGUUGUCAGCAGCAAGCAAGCAAACACUAAUUCACCAAGGAGGUCCUAUGUCAGCAGAGGAAGCAUCAGCCUUUGAGAAACUCCCAGUUUUUAAAGCAUUGAUUCAAAUGCGAACCUGGGAUGACAAAGGGAAAAUUGAAGGGCUACCAAUAGAACCAUUAUCAAAAUAUGAAGAUAUGUGUAUUAAAUAUCUAAAAUCAAUCAAUAAAUAAAAGAUAAACAAUCUGCACAUAAAAAUUUAAUAUCAUUUUAAUAUCAUUUUAUAUAUAAAAGAAUUAUUAGCCUUUAUUAUAGUAAGGCUUUUGUAUGUGAACCCACAAUUUUUAACCAAAGCUUAUAUUCAACUAAGGAUAUAGAACUUGUAAUUUUAAGACCUGGAGGUGUUGUAAAUUGAAAUACCUAAAAAUAUUGUAAAAAAUCAAUAGUGUUUAAGUAGUAAUUAUUCAAAUAAUUUGUGAUCGAAUACUAUUUUAUUAGUCAAUACUAGUAAAUACACCAUAUUUUUAA
Molecule: messenger RNA, 1204 nt
Organism: Exaiptasia diaphana
Lineage: Eukaryota; Metazoa; Cnidaria; Anthozoa; Actiniaria; Aiptasiidae
Product: 2-amino-1-hydroxyethylphosphonate dioxygenase (glycine-forming)
Exons: 2
Coding region: 325-909 (194 amino acids)
Source: RefSeq, a predicted model, not a curated record